AUGGCCACUCGUGUAGGUACAAUAACAAACGAUCUAGGUGUACAAGAUCUUGACGAGUCUUGUCCAAUAUGUAAAAACACUAGAUACCUUACCCCGACUAUGAAAUUGCUUGUAAGCGAAUGUUAUCACAAAAUGUGCGAAUCAUGUAUUGAUAGAUUAUUUGCAAACGGUGCCGGACCUUGUCCGAAAUGUGGUAUUACAUUAAGGAAAAUAAAUUUUGUGGUGCCAACUUUCGAAGAUUUGAGUGUGGAAAAGGAAGUUCGGAUUCGCAAAAAGAUUGCACAACAAUUUAAUAAACGACAAGAAGAUUUUCAAAGCUUGCAAGAAUAUAAUGAUUAUCUGGAAAUGGUUGAAGACAUAGUUUGGAAUCUUAACAGUAAUAUUAACAAACAAGCAACAGAUGAAUUAAUUGAGAAAUAUGCUAGAGAAAAUAGAGACAUUAUUGUUCAUAAUGCACGGAGGCAGAUCGAUGAAGAAAAAUUUGCAGCAUAUAAGCAAGAUCGUGAAAAAAGGGAAAAGCGUAUGCAAUUUGAGAACUAUAAAAAAUCGUUAGAAUUGGAACGUAAAGCUAAGGAAGAGCAUCAGGCCGAGAUAAUUAAUGAAUUGGCAAACUCGAAGGCGCCAGCUUCAAAGAUCAUAGCAGCUAAGAAAGAGUUAGGUCCAAAGAAACCUUUCGAAGACCCUAUUCUCAGUAGCCUGCAAAUGAAGGAAAGUGGAGUUGAGUGGUUCGGACUAGAUCAUGUUUCUCGUGAAGAUAAACAGGAAUUUGAUCCUGUUGCAUCGGAAUACAAAGAUAUUGACCAUUACACUAUUAAAGACAAAUAUGUUGAUUCGUAUUUGCCUGCUCCAACACUAUUAUUAAAGGCUGGUGGAUACAACCAAAAGUUCAUCUAUGAAAGGUCUCUUCAGAGUGCUUUUUCGGGUAUCUUUGACAACAGUGGAUCCGAUAAGAUGCAGGAAUAG
Molecule: messenger RNA, 963 nt
Organism: Acaulospora morrowiae
Lineage: Eukaryota; Fungi; Glomeromycota; Glomeromycetes; Diversisporales; Acaulosporaceae
Source: the annotation of a GenBank genome assembly